AUGAAAGAAAUGAACACAUGUGCAACGACAGUCUUGAAUGCAAGAAAUGUAAGUACUCCAAAGGUUUUCAUUCUCUUGGGCUUCUCUGACCAUCCCUGGUUGGAAAUGCCACUCUUCAUAAUAGUGCUUGCUGCUUACAUCCGCACACUAGUAGGAAACAUCUCAAUUAUAGUGGUAUCCAGAGUAGAUCCGAAUCUUGACAGCCCUAUGUACUUCUUCCUUUCCAACCUCUCCUUUCUGGACCUUUGUUUUACCACAACCACCAUCCCUCAACUGCUGCUAAACCUCUGGGGCCCAGAUAAGUCUAUCAGCUACGGAGGCUGUGUGACUCAGUUUUAUAUGUUUCACUUUUGGGGGGCCACCGAAUGCAUCUUCUUAGCUGUGAUGUCCAUGGAUCUGCAAGCCAUCUGCAAGCCUUUGAGGUACCCAGUCAUCAUGCAUCAGCAACUCUGUAUCUUCCUAGUGGUCAUGGCAUGGCUAAGUGGUUUGGUCAACUCCUUGCUUCAGUCAUCCCUCACCAUCCAGCUGCCACUUUGUGGCAACAACAAGGUAGAUGAUUUCCUGUGUGAGGUCCCAGUGAUGAUCAAGAUGUCAUGUACUGAUACCACAUUCAAUGUAGCUAUGCUCUCCAUUGUGGGAACAUUCUAUUCCCUCGUUCCCUUGUCACUGAUUCUUGUCUCCUAUGGGUUCAUCGUAGCUACAGUGCUCAGAAUUCAGUCCUCAGAGGGAAAGAAGAAGGCCUUUAACACAUGUAGUUCUCAUACUAUUGCUGUAUCUCUCUUCUAUGGGCCAGUAAUUAGCAUGUAUGUGCAACCUUCUGCUGCUAACUCCCAGGAUAAGAACAAACUCAUGUCCCUAUUCUACAGCUUGGUGACUCCUAUGCUUAAUCCUUUUAUUUAUACUUUGAGGAACAAAGACAUGAAAGGGGCAAUGAUGAGGCUUCUUGUCUCAUUGUACCAUCAAAGAAGAGGAUAAACAUAGCUAUUUUUGUACUUCAUACUUUCCAUAUAGGACUUAG
This is a messenger RNA of Sus scrofa (pig), 1018 nucleotides long. RefSeq names its product olfactory receptor 2B11-like. Gene Ontology annotation, biological process: G protein-coupled receptor signaling pathway. NCBI's taxonomy places the organism in Eukaryota, Metazoa, Chordata, Mammalia, Artiodactyla, Suidae. Gene Ontology annotation, molecular function: G protein-coupled receptor activity; olfactory receptor activity. Gene Ontology annotation, cellular component: membrane. The record is from RefSeq and is a predicted model, not a curated record.